ACCGCACGACCGCAGCCCAGCAGCAGACAGAGCACCAACAACCCACCACCGACCACCAACCAACCAACCACCACCAUGUCGCUGAACUUGGAGAAGCAUCUGCAUCCGCAGAAGAAGAAGAACAAGCGGGAGAAGGUCUUCGUGGAGAUGAAAGACUCGAUGGACAAGCAGCGAUGGGAAAUCAACAAGCUUCUCGCUAACCCGGAUCGUGCCUUGAGAAGGAGUGAGAUUAAGGAAACAGAGGACGAGCUGCGUGAGCCACGCGUCAUGGAACGCAACUCCAACAUCUCCAGCUCCACGGCUGGUGCUGGGUCUGGCGAGUUUCACGUGUACAGACACAACAAGCGCCGCGAGCUGUCACGAUUGGAAUACAUUGAAGCAAAGAAGGCUGAGGAUGAGAAGGAGGAGCUUUUCAAACUGAAAAUGCAGGCAGCACAACAAGAGGCGAACGCCAAGACAUCCAAGAACAGGAAGAAGAGGCAACGUGCAAAGAUGCGCAAGAUGCAGGCGAAGAUGAAGGAGGAGGAAGAUAAGGAGAAGGAGAAGGCGCGGAGAGCAGAGGCAACAAAGAGCAUGAGCAAGCAGAAGAAAGGCGGCAACACCGACAAGAAGGACGACACGACGUCAUCAUCAACGUCGUCGUCGGCAUCGAAGGGUGCAGAUAAAGCGGACGCGGGCGAGCGGGCGAGUGGUGAUGGCGAUGCGCCCGCGAAGAAGGCAAAACAAGGCGGUGAUGAUGAUGAGGAGCAAUGAGGGCUAGGCAUCAAUGGUGAAGUAACGCUUGGCCUUGUGCGUGUGUACCCUGUUGUUGUUGUUGUUGUUGUUGUUGUUGUUGUUGGGUUAGUGUGGAAUGCUCUCAUGUGUUUUGUGUUGUGUUGUGUCUCGCGCUCGCUCGAUUGCUUGCUGCCGUUCGUGGUCAUUCAAUUCGAUUAGUAAACGAUGAAGGACGCAG
Molecule: messenger RNA, 952 nt
Organism: Salpingoeca rosetta
Lineage: Eukaryota; Choanoflagellata; Craspedida; Salpingoecidae
Exons: 5
Coding region: 76-753 (225 amino acids)
Biological process (GO): negative regulation of protein kinase activity
Cellular component (GO): nucleolus
Molecular function (GO): double-stranded RNA binding; protein kinase binding; protein kinase inhibitor activity
Source: RefSeq, a predicted model, not a curated record